GGUCAGGGUGCCUGUUUUCGUAAGCGGCCGCUGCAGUGAUUCGAUGGGGGCUCCAUAUCAUUCUCGGGUGCGGUUGUUUGCAGGACUCGGAGGGGCUGGUUUGUUCCUGUUGUUAAUAGUCCUGUAUAGAGUCGGGUCCGAGUUAGAGGUGUUAAAUCACUGGACUACUUAUUCAUUGUGGCAGAUACAGAAACCACUCUACAAGCUUGAUCUAGAGUGGCCAAAGUUUUCAGAAGAAUUUACUGGUCAAACAUUUUGUGUUGCUGUUGAUCAUCUCCAGGGAUUAGUCUACGUGGGACAGAGAGGUAACGAUGACGUGCCAAAGGUCUCGGUAUACUCUGAGGAAGGCUAUCUUGUACAAACAUGGAAAACAGCCACCAUUGAGAUGCCCCAUGGAAUCUUUGCACUGAGCACCCCCAAUGGAAGCUCUGUGUGGAUUACAGAUAUAGGAAAUGGAAAAUAUGGACACACAGUGAAACAGUACAGCCCUUUAGGUGAACUCCUUCGAGUCAUAGGUACUCCAGGUACAGCAGGUUCGGAUACAGACCCUCUACAGUUUGACCAGCCAGCAGAGGUUUUUGUGGAAUCAACCGGAAACAUUUACAUUGUGGAUGGAGAUGGAGGACUAAAUAACCGCUUGCUCAAAUUGACAGAAGACUUAAAGAUUCUAUGGCUACGUGGAGAAAAUGGUACUGCUCCUACACAGUUCAGGAUUCCACACAGUGUGACUGUGGAUUCGGUUGGGCGGGUCUGGGUGGCAGACAGAGCCAAUUGGAGAAUCCAAGUUUUUGAAAAAAAUACUGGGGAAUGGUUAGGAUCUUGGGAAAACUGCUUCACAGAAGAUGGCCCUUACUCUGUAAGGUUUACUCCUGAUCAGCAAUAUAUAAUUGUGGCCCACCUAAAUGUUAAUAAGAUUUCUAUUUUGGCAGCCCCACCAGUAGGAUUAAUUGGGAAUUGCAUUGUAGUGGACACAAUCCAGCUUGCAAGAGAAGUCAAGCCUCAUCUUCUGGAUGUCAGCUUACGUACUGGAGCCAUAUAUGUGGCAGAAAUUGGAGCUGAACAAGUACAGAAAUAUGUACCUUUGGACUAAUGGAAUCUUUCAGGCCAUACAAGCAAGUGUAGAAUCUCUUAUAUGACACAACCAGAUGGGGUUGGCUGCAAUUCUUAAGACUCCUGUCUCACAGCUGAUUGCUGUGCUGGUUGUGGGGCGGGGGUGUCUCUAGGAGCAGCUGGUUGAGGGAUUUUGCUCUAUUGGAUGGCCUGCUCUCUCCAGUUGUGCAAUACUUGAAAUGAUUAAGGAUGCAUUCUGUGCAUUUAUCUCAGGGACUGGUUUGUCUUUCAGUAUUUUAGCCAAGUUUAAGGACCAUGUUUUAAUUGAUUUUUCAUAUAAAUUAUUUCUCUUGCAAUACAA
Ahaetulla prasina is the source of this 1411-nucleotide messenger RNA. It is a transcript of the gene NHLRC3, whose product is annotated as NHL repeat containing 3. The transcript is spliced from 7 exons. The record is from RefSeq and is a predicted model, not a curated record. Gene Ontology annotation, biological process: negative regulation of translation; protein polyubiquitination; proteasome-mediated ubiquitin-dependent protein catabolic process. The coding region runs from base 44 to 1090 and encodes 348 amino acids. NCBI's taxonomy places the organism in Eukaryota, Metazoa, Chordata, Lepidosauria, Squamata, Colubridae. Gene Ontology annotation, molecular function: ubiquitin protein ligase activity; translation repressor activity; protein binding.